This is a messenger RNA of Trichoplax adhaerens, 633 nucleotides long. RefSeq lists its product as uncharacterized. The record is from RefSeq and is a predicted model, not a curated record. The transcript has 9 exons. Gene Ontology annotation, molecular function: carboxylic ester hydrolase activity; palmitoyl-(protein) hydrolase activity. Bases 1 to 633 code for a protein of 210 amino acids. Gene Ontology annotation, biological process: protein depalmitoylation. Gene Ontology annotation, cellular component: cytoplasm. Lineage: Eukaryota; Metazoa; Placozoa; Uniplacotomia; Trichoplacea; Trichoplacidae.
AUGGUGGCCCCUUUUGUUAUUAAUGCUACUGCAAAGCAGACCGCUACCGUGAUUUUCCUGCAUGGUCUUGGCGAUACUGGAGCAGGAUGGUGCAGCGCUUUCCAAGAAAUCUGUCGCCCUUACAUCAAAUAUAUUUUCCCUAAUGCACCAGAAUCCCCAGUGACUCUCAACGGUGGAGCAGUCAUGCCAUCUUGGUUCGAUCUAAUAAGCCUUUCACUUAGUGGACCUGAAGAUGAAAAAGGAAUUAAAGCAUCCACUAAUCACGUACGAGAUUUGAUCUCUGCUGAAUUAAACAAUGAUAUAGCUAGCAAUCGAAUAAUCAUAGGUGGUUUUUCACAAGGCGGUGCAAUUGCGCUUAACACCGCUCUGACCUAUGAAAAAAAACUAGGUGGCAUUAUAGGACUGAGUACAUUUCUGGAAAUAAAUGUAAAUAAGGAUUGUCCAAUAUUUCAAGGCCAUGGCGAUUGCGAUCCUCUAGUAAACCUUCGAUUCGGAUUAAUGACCAAGCAAAUACUAUCAUCUUUCAAUCCGAAUGUGAAUUUUGUUACAUAUCCAGGAAUGAUGCACAGCUCAUGUCCUCAGGAAAUGGAAGAUGUCAAGAAAUUUAUUGAUGAACGAUUGCCAAAUCAAUAA